Messenger RNA from Ostrea edulis (European flat oyster), 6775 nucleotides. RefSeq names its product WD repeat-containing protein on Y chromosome-like. The record is from RefSeq and is a predicted model, not a curated record. The coding region runs from base 2476 to 6129 and encodes 1217 amino acids. Gene Ontology annotation, molecular function: calcium ion binding; protein binding. The transcript is spliced from 23 exons. Lineage: Eukaryota; Metazoa; Mollusca; Bivalvia; Ostreida; Ostreidae.
GUAAUGCUUUGUUGUUUUAUCAGGUGAUGAAGGUAAACUAGCAAUUCUGUGUUAGAAAAAUUUUCUGCAAUGCUAGCUACCUUCAUCACCUGAUAAAACAACAAAGAAAUAUCAUUUCAUUACUUCAACCUUGAACCGUGACGACACUCCAUAUUUCGGACAGAUGGUAGUAAAAAACUAGUUUGCAAAAAACAUGUCUUCAUUAGUCUAUGAUGAAAAUGUCAAUUUCAAAAGAAAUAUAAGACAAAAGAUUCAGUGAAUAGAGAAAAAUUAAUACUUCUUAGAUUCUUCUCAGGGCAAACAAAUUAGGACUUGAACAGACCGCUACACUGUAGGAAGACUGCAGUAAUGUUAGUGAGGUGCUGAACUCAUACCAACAGGAUAGACCAGGCUGUCCUGAAACGUGGACCUGGAUAUUGAGAAGAGGUGUUGUCUUGUCACUAGUUUUAGUUCCUGUUUGAAGUGUACAACUUGCACAAGGACGUAGAGACCAAAUUCCUGGAUACAAAGGAUACCUCUGUAAUGUACUAACCUUUGGUUUACAAGUUGCCCAAGUCAAACUCCUCUUGGUUAUGAUGAGAUGAGAGAAAUUUUUGUUGUUGACCAACACACUUUCUUCGAUCACGCAAGUUCCAACAAAACAGAAAUAAAAUUAUGGCAAAAAUUAAGACUCAAAAUGAGGAUUAGAGGAGUCAUAAGUGUUACCAUAAAAACCAGUAUGAAACUUCUGCUUUGCCCCCAAUCUAGUUGAUGGUUGAAUUAAACCUGUGACUAGGUGCUGGAAAUGCUGAUCAGGUGAAAAACACACUCUCAGAUGACAAAUAUACAGGGGCAAGAUUUUACUGAAGGUACGAUUAUUUUUUUUACAGUGAUCAUAAGUGUGUUUGAUGAGUUUCGUGUUUUUGUUUCAUAUUUUUAGCUCACCUGAGAUAUCUUCAAUUAUUUGAGUUUAUGUUAAUUUGGCACUCCAUACUUAAAUGCCUUUAGCUAAUGUACUGUGUUAAGAAGACAUUUGAAGAAUUAUCUAAGUAUACCAGGUAUAUCAGUCAAUUUAUUUUUGCAUUUGCAGCAUACCUCUUUUAAAAAUUUGUGACAAUGUGAUUUCUCCAUUAUUUUUACAGAAUCUUACUUACAAAUAGCAAAUUGAUAUAUAUAUCUAACAAACCUUUAUCAUUCACAUAUCUUAGACUUUGAAUUUCCAGUUCGCUAUUUAGGAAGUCUCUAUCUUGUAUAUAGUUCAAAAGUUAUGAACAAAGUAAAAGUUUCAGGCAGACAAAAGAUACAAAAAGAUAGAGAGACGGAUCAAAAACUAAAAUGUCCUUGAUGUGUAAUAUUGCAUGGGGUAAAAGAUAAGUUCAUGCAUGACAUAUAUGAUACAUGGGUCCUAUGUUGUAAACUAAGACUAAUUGUGUACCACUGUACAAAAUAUCUUAAAAGAUUUGUGAAACUGAAAAUACUGACUUAGAAAGUUUUAACUUUUUUAUUGACAUAGAAAUUGAUUCAAGGGCCACUUGCACAUUUGACUAAGGUAUGUAAUUAUCAGAAUGGUCAAUAUCCCUUGUCAGAUAAAUGAAGUUGAAGCUAAUAUUUUAAGUUCACAAGUUGGAUAAGGGAACAAUUAAAACAUUCACAUGUAAACUGAAAAACAAAUAUAUAUAUCAAUACUAGGUUUGUUUAUCUUGAUAUUUUCAACAGAAGCUGUUUGCUUUUAUCCUUCAAAGGAAAACUAAUGCAGAAUGAAAUGGGCAAACAGUCUAAAACUUUUGGUAUUUGUCACCUAAAUUAAAACUCUUUUUAUUGGUAAUUGGCUAUCAGUAUCUUUCAGAGUCCUGCCUAAUUGUGCCAAGUGUGUCCUGUUUGUGAAAGUCUUUUAAAUGUUUUAUAUUGAAUGUGAAAUUUUCAGCAGACAUCAGUAACGGCCAAUUAAACAAUGUGACAAUUUAUUUGACAUGGUUGUAGAAUAAGAUAUUUUUGUGUAAGAAGCUGAAUAACGACCUUGGUGGCUUUUCAGGAACUUCUUUAGAGAGAACAUUGGAGCUUUUAAGAUUUUAUUGGAUGAAUGUAUACUGCUGCCAUUAGUCACUGAAUUAUUAAUACAUCUGGUUGAGUGAUUGGAAAUGAUUUCAUCAUGGUGCGCUCUUGCACCUGUGUUGUGCACCUUCAUUCGGAUUCGUAUUUGAUUUAAUUGGAUCUUUUUGCAUAUAUGGUUAAAUUGAAAAACUAUGUCAAAGUAAGUAUUUCGAUUGUGUAAUCUUCAAAGCCCUUUCUUUAUUACUGUGAUUUGGCCAAUAAAGUUGGAAUUAGACGUGCUAUUUUUAUUUAAGGUAUUGAUACCAUUGUAGAAUGUAACCGCAUAUAUUGAUACAAUUUGUGACAAAAAGACGGUAAGAUUGAUUUUUUAAUCCUUACAGGUAUGAGGCAGCUUCCGAUGAUAAUGAUAACACACAGGAUAAAGAUGAAGUGUCCAGUUCAAAUAUGUCUACAAGUCUUGCAGCAUCUGAGGUUAGAAAGAAGAAUGUUCCAAGGAGAAUGUUUGGAAAGAAGGCUCGUAAAAAUAAAGCUAUUCAAUCAUGGAGAAGAGCUGCCCAGCUUAUUAUCCCAGUGGCCCAUACCAUCGGAGCUCUAAAACAAGCAAGUGAAAGAAAAAGGAGAAAAAGCUUCAACAACCCAGAGAAUAUUGAAAAUUUUAGUGACAAGGACAAAACCCAGAGGCUGGAAGAGCAAAUCAAACUCCACCACCUUCACCUGUUAAUGAAAGCCUUCCAAGAACACAGACCAGAGGAUAUUGUCAAACAAGCUGGAUCAGCCUACUUCCCUGCCAAGGUUGAGAAGAGGACCCCAGGAGCAAUGAACUUGGAGGAAUUCAAGGCCACUGUGGCUCAGGUGCUGAGAACUCAGGAAUAUGAAGAGUAUUUGGAAAAACUCUUUACAAAGCUCGACACCUCCCUAGAUGGGUAUGUGGACUGGAAUGAGUUCUGCACUUACAUGCUUCUGUUGUACAGAGAAAAUGACUACAUGAGAACCAAGAGGGAAAUCCCCUUUCUUGUGGAACCCAAACUCCGGCACAUAGUACACAACAGGCAAGAGCAAACCACAAAGAUAGUGGCCUCUACAGGGACAGUUCGAUACAUCACAAUCAGCAAAGAAGGAAUAGUGAAUGUAUGGCAGCCUAGUCUUAACUAUGUGGAGAAAUAUUAUUCCAUAACAAAUGAUGAGAGUGACACCUCCGGUCAAAAGAGGAGGUUUAAGACCUGGGUUACAGAUGCCAUAUUCUUGCCAAACUGUAAUAAACUGGUGAUUGGCUCCACGAGUCGUGAUAUUAGAUUCUAUGACUGCUCCACAAAUCAACAUUUUGAGGAGUUCCAACUCUUUGCCAUGUCAGAUGUUCCUUACUGUUUCGACUACUGGUAUGAUGUGAAGAACCCAGGUAAUCCCUCCAAGCUGAUAUUUGGAGUUGACACUGGCUACAUUCACACCAUCACAUUUAAGAAGCCAGUCUCUCAGCUGUUUGAGACACCUUUCAAGAAUGAUGAAGGGGUCCAGAAAAUUUUCUGGAGUGAAAUAGAGAAGGGGCAACAGUCACAGUUUGUGGCUCACGAGAAAAUUUCCCACGGAGAUCCUUCUCUACAGGUCCUGCCCGAUAUCGUAAAGCAAGUCAUGUAUCUACCAGAUAAUGAUUACAUCAUCUCCUCCACUAGCAGUGCACUGCAGUCCUUAGUUAUCUCCCCUGCUGAUCGAAAGGACUUCAAGAGGUCCUAUGUCUUCAAUAUUGACAAGGGGAUAGAGUCUUUUGAUCACAACAAGAAUUUAAACAUCUUAGUGACAGGCAGUCUUGAUCACGUGGUACGGAUAUGGAAUCCGUAUGUUACAGCUAAACCAAUGGCAGUGCUCCAAGGUCAUGCCACAGGGGUCAUUGGGGUCAAAAUUCAUGAGGGAUUGGUUCAAGUUUUCAGCUAUUCCAAAGAUGCUGUUAUCAAAGUUUGGGAUAUCAAGGAACACUCUUGCCUACAAACAGUGGUGCUGAAAUUUCCAAGCAGUAUUCAUGGAAGAAUGCCAGAACAUGGAACAUUCCCAAUACACAUGCAGCCUGCCCCCCAUAAUGCUGUUCUGGUUACCUGUAAUGACUACCUGGGGAUGCUUAAGUUAGGGCACACCUCACAGCCAAAGAACCUGGAUGCUGUCACCCAUGAUUCUCAGCUUUGUGGAGCCAUCUACAACAAAACUUUCAAACAGGUUGUGACCGGGUGUGACUCCUCCAAUAUAGCAGUUUGGGAGCUGGAGAGUGGAAAUAAAGCCAUUGUCUUCUCCAACGCUCAUGGGGAUGAAGAAAUCACAUGCAUGGCUUUUGAUGACAGUUACCGUAGACUUCUCACUGGGGCCAGAAAUGGAACCAUUAAGGUGUGGAAUUUCCAGAACGGCCACAAUCUUCAUAAACUAGAGUCUGUGUCUGAGGCUGAAGUCACUGGAAUCUUCCCCUCUGUUGACAGGAAGAUCAUCAUUGCUGUUGGAUGGAGCAGGAAGAUUGCCCAGUAUGACGACUCUGACCCUGAUAACAUGUAUAUUCCUGCUAAUUUGCGGUGGAAAGGUGGACAGAUUCAUCAAGACGACAUUCUGUCCAUGGAUUUCUCUCCUCCUAACUACCUUGCCACGGGGGGAUAUGAUGGGGAGAUUGCUGUAUGGGAUACCGAAACAGAAAAAAUGUUCAUAAGGCUACGCAAAGGACAGCAGGCUGACAUACUGAAGAAGAUUGAGGCCAUGAAGGAGAUGAGUAUUUUGAGUAAAAACAGCAUAGCCACAGCCACUGAAUCACAGAUGAGUGCAGAUGAUCACCCGCUGUCCCCCACUAAGAUACCCCGCCCAAACUCCAGGCACAGAAAGUCUCACAGAGUUCCCAGGGGACAGCCUUCUCCAGUUGAUAAGCUGUUGUUCUUACCCUCGCGCAUUACCUCUAAAACCUCUGAUGCCGCCAUGCUGAUUUCUAGUGAGGCAGGCUACCUUCAUUGGUGGGCAUUGUUUGGUGCUAAACAUGAAGUUGGAUAUUUUUAUGCCCCGGACACACCAGAUGAGUCUGUGCUAGGGCUGUGUGCUGAUCCAUCCAAUGAUGCUCUGUAUACAGGGGACACGACUGGUGCCAUCAAAGUCUGGAAUAUUAGUGGUUACUGCAGACAUGCAGAGGAUAAGAGAAUAAAGACCAGUCCUGAAUUAAUUGGAAGUUGGAGGGCGCACGACUCGAGUAUUGUGAGUCUGGAGUAUAUAGAACAUGAAGAUGGAAACUACAUAGUGAGUGCCUCCACAGAUCACACUGCCAGACUCUGGUCAACGGAGGGUCAUUAUGUGGGGACAUUUGGUCAGAAAAAAUCAUGGAACCUGAAAAAUAAAUCAACCUGGAUUCAUCCAAAGACUCCUUGGUCUACAAAAUCUGUUAGUUCUUCAGAUAGCAAAAAGAACAGAAAGCACAGUAAGACAGACUCCAUCUCCAGUGUGAAGACUCUGACUAACAGUGAAGUGGAGAAGGAGGACCAGGCAGCUCCGGUCAGUAAUGGAAUCUCCAGGGAAAAUACGGAACAGGGAGAGAUGGAGCGACCUAGCAGGGAGAGGGCAAGGAGACUACAGGAUGGGGAGGUAGAUGGUGAAAGGGAGGAUACUGUAGACUCCGAUUUCAGCCUAGGUAUUCGGUCUCAAGCGUUUGCUGCGGGCCCUCCCAAGAUGGAGAGAUCACAGACAUUCCUUGGCACCAGGGUUGCUCAACAACUUCAAACCAUAAAGGAAUCCAGGAUUGAUCGCAGAAACAGACUCAGCAAGGAUGUCAACUUCAAAGAUAUCCACAAGUUUGGAAAGAUUUGUUCUCCAUACCGAGCAUUAAAUACAAAGGAUGUUGAAGAAAUCAAAAUUCCCACCAUUCUACCAAUGAGCCAGAGAAUGUUAAACAAGGGAUACAACCCAGAAAACAUGAAUACAGACACCUUAAAGAGCAUGGACCUCUCUUACGGCAGCCCUGACACGCCCCCUACAGGUGAACAGACAGGGGAGAGAAGCAAGGACAAAAUACCAAUCAAGUCCCAGACAGCUGCUGGUCACCGUAAACCUGUGAGACUUGCUCCACUGAAAAAGACUAACACAGUCAUGUGAAGAGUGCUCGGGGACAAAUCCAUAUCCUCGUCAUACACAUGCUUCAGUGAAAAUUAUGCGUAUACUUGUUGCCACAAACUUGAAAUAAAUGAAUGCAUCAGCCAACGGGGAUGAUAUUUUCACAUCAGCCAGUAAAUAUUGAGUGCAUGAUGCAAAUGUUUACAUGGCUUCUGUGUGACUGUUAUUGGUGUGUUGGUUAAUUUUGUGCUAGUCACUGCCAGAUGAUGAAUCAUAUUUGUCCAAUUAUUUGUACAAAAAGGAAUAUUUCUAAAAUGAAUAUUGAUUUCACUCAGUCUAUAUUCUUUGUGGCUGUGAUAGAUCUCAAACAGUUACACUAUUGUUUAUUAUCAGAGCACAUACUCACAUUUUUGUGUACAUACAUGUAUUAUACUACUGAUGCCUGAUGUGAUUGAACUAGCACUGUGAUAUGACCAAAACUUAAAACAUAUUGAUACGCCCACUGUCUUUCAUGUAGUUCUAUGUAAUUUCAGCUUUACAAACUUAUUUUUAAAUCAGAUUUUGUACUAGUUUUAUUUUCUUCCACAAUUUUAAUUUUUGUUACAAGAUUUUGUUACAAGUAUUGCAGUAUAUAUAUAUAUAUAUUUAUCCUGGAUUUUGGAAGAAAAUUAAAAGUUUGUAAAAUCGG